AUGUAUCUAUUUCACAAGCGCCUGAUGCGACUCUUCCCUGCGCCCUGUCCCUCCUACCAUUUCCUCACCCUGCUCCUCUCCCCCGCCUUACAACUACUGCUAACACCACCCACAAAUGCCGCAACGGAUAUCGCCAAGAAUAGUAGCAUAUCCGAUGUCGACAUCGCACGGGAAAGCCUAGUGCAGCGCGAUGUGGAAAUCCAGAGACAACUGGCGGGCCAGUCGCCGGUGGGCGUGAGGAGAAUGACUGACGACGAGGGGGAGAAAUUUUGGUUGGAUUAUUGGUAUUUUGAUGCCAAUAUUGGUGGAAGCGGUGAUGUUAGAAAUGGAGGACGGAAACAACAGCAGUCUACUCGCAUGGGCCUGAGGGAUGAAGGGACGGACAUCAGGGGGCUGAUAGAUGGUGGUUGGGGAGAUGCCCCAAAAAGCCACCAUAAUAAGGUGAAGAAGACUUUGGGCAAUGCGGGGAUGAAUAGCUCAACAGCAGCAGCAUAA
Messenger RNA from Histoplasma capsulatum G186AR, 495 nucleotides. RefSeq lists its product as uncharacterized. The coding region runs from base 1 to 495 and encodes 164 amino acids. The record is from RefSeq and is a predicted model, not a curated record. Lineage: Eukaryota; Fungi; Ascomycota; Eurotiomycetes; Onygenales; Ajellomycetaceae. The transcript is spliced from 2 exons.